AUGGAGGGCUUGUACGGAAGAGACAGUUCCCAAGAUGCUAUUGCUCAAGCUCGACUUCAGAGAGAUUUCCUUCAUACAAUCACCUCUAUCAUAAAGAAACCGAGAUUGCUAAAGAAGACUAUCAAAAGGCUUGACAUAUAUAUGAGGAACCCCUUCCUUGAGGUCAACUUUCAAAUCGAUGGCAUCUCGCCCUUGGUGAAAGCGAUACCAGAGCUGGUAGUGCUCAACGUACUUUUGCAGCACGAAAGAAUCGAUGUGAAUUUUCGCGCCGCUGACGGCCGGACGUGCAUGUUUUCCGCCGUGAAAUGUCCACAGCACAAUUCAUUAAGGGCGUUGAUAAGCCACGGCGCUCAUGUUGACCAAGAAGAUAAUUAUGGUCGUACUCCGUUAUCUUUCGCGGCAGAGCUUGGGCAACUCGAUCAUGUGAAAAUUCUGGUCGACUCCGAUGCGGCGAUCAACUCGACUGAUUUACAAGGCUGGACACCCCUUUUCUGGGCGGUGUCCAACCGCCAUGACGAGACAAUAAGAUAUCUGCUUUCCAUUGAGAGUAUCUACAAUGAACAGCGAGAUUUGACCGGUCGGACUCCAUUGAUUGUUGCUGCAGAAGCUGGGGAUGUCAGAAUCAUAAGAUAUUUGAUCGAGGCGAAAGCCAAGGGCACGAAGAUCUUUCAUGUUGAACGCGACCUUCUGAUCUGGUCAAUUUUUCAAGGAGACAUAGUAACAGCCCAGCUGUUACUGGAAAUUGAUGAGAGCUUGGCCAAUCAUCGGGUCAAAGGGCGAACGCCACUAUCCAUGGCCGCAGAAGGUGGUCAUAUUGAGAUAACCAGACUUCUCAUCGAUACAGGGGCAAAUUUGGAUGCACUUGAUGAGAUACAGUGGCCUCCGCUGUGUGAGUGGCUAUUCGAAGCUUAUCUCCCGCAUGACGAUAUUCUGUUGGAAAUUGAGAAUUUCUCUGUUGAAAACCCGUCAACAAAGAAGCCUCUGAUGUUGCUAGCUGCAGAAUUUCUGUGCGUUGAAAUAUUGCAGAUACUUCUCAACGGAGGAGCAGAUGUAAAUUCGGUUGACGAAUUUAAUCGAACGGCACUGGCAUGCUCCGUUGAAUUGAGAAACAACAGAGCCGUUGAAAUCUUAUUGGAAACUCCAGGGAUCUGCGUUGACUCUCGCGAUGCAGAGAACCGAACUCCUCUCAUGAUUGCAGCCAUUCUUGGGGAAGACACUAUCAUCAAGCAAUUACUUAAGUCAAAUGCAGAGGUCAAUGCGGAGAAUGAGCAUAAGUUGACACCACUUUUCUUGGCUGUUGCGAAUUCUCAAGCACAAGCAGUAAAGAUCUUACUUGAUCACCCCGACAUCCGGGUCAACCAACAAGACGAGUAUGGCCGUACCCCAUUUUCGUACGCUGCCGAGCGUCAAUUAAUUCAGAUAAUGAUCGACCUUAUCGGAAAGGGAGCAGAUCCUCACGUUUGUGACGGCAACGGCCAUACGGGCUUUUGGUGGUUCCUCCAAGCCAGGCAAGCUUUUGCUAUGAGGUCACCUUGUACUUUGGGACAGCUAAGACUGAAUACAGCGACAAAUCCAUUUACUAUAAGUUUUUUGACCAUGGCUUUGCCUAAUCCAAAUAAUAAAGACGCGAGGGGCCGAACUUGGCUCUCAUGGGCAUCUCAGUAUGGUGAUGUUGAAAUCGUGUCAUGUUUCUUAGAAGACAAUGGAAAGAUGGAUAAAGUCGACAUUAACAUCUGUGAUGGAACAGAAGUCGAAUUCUCCAAAACUCCGUUGAUAUGGGCACUAGAAGCUGAGAAUGACGCCGUGAUUAAUCUCUUAAAGGAAGCCGACAACAAUUCUAUGCAUCUACUGGUGGAGGGACUGAGUUCAAUCGACCAAGAUGCAAUACUAACUUUAGUGAAAAAGCUUAUCCAAGCUGGCUAUAACCUUGAUCAAGUUGAUCCGCGAGGGAGAACUCCUCUACAUCUUGCAUGCCUCGGUGGCAAGGAGGAUGUUGUAUCGGCUUUAAUUGGCGCGAAUGCAGAUGCGAACUCUAAAGACCACACUGGAAAGGUUCCUUUGCAGUAUGCUUUGGAAACUCGAAGCAAAGCUCUUGUGAAUCUAUUGAUCAAUGCUCCAUCAAUUGAUCUCAGCCGUAUUGGAUCUGAGGAAUGGUUUUUCCUAGGCGAUAAAAGUCUUUCUUGGAUUCAAGUCACCAAGUUGGCCCAACAAAACAACGGUUUCACUGUGGAGUAUAUCAAUGAACUCGGGUGCACUUGGCUGCCUCGCGCAAAACAAACGAGAUUGUGUAUCUGCGGGAAACCCCAACUUUGGUCGCUGUUGCCAAGAAGCUUAGGUAUCGAUGAAAUACUGAACACUUAUCAGUUUUAUUGGAAGGAAACCCAGAAGGAUUUUGGCCAUCACUUUGUGACUUAUAUCUCCCUGUCUUUCCCCUGUGGUCAAGAUGAAGAUGAGUAUCCAUGGGGCAUUGCGUGGACCAGCAAGAACACAACAGAAGGUCUUGCCUGUGGAUUUAUCAGUAUGCUUCCUCGUGGUGGUGUGCCUAAUAAUCCCUCGGAAUUUUUCAGAUCAUUUCUGGAACAUCUCUACCAUCGUUGGAACAAGAAAUGCAAUUUUACAAAUGAGAGGGUAGAAGAGCUGAGACACGAACAGGUCAGAAAACGUGGCAGAAGUCAUGGCUUGGUGGACGAACUUGCCAAAAAUGCGGUAGAGCGUGCAAACUUCCGUCGGUGCUUGCAAUCUCACGUUGAAGGGCUUCAUGAAGUGGUCAAAAAAAACUCAACGCUUGAAAGAGGACACAAGCCUGAGCUUAGGGCAACCAUUGAUGACCUCAAUCAGGCUAUGACUGCGAAACUUGACCACAUGGAGCGGGCCGUACGGGAACUCCUCCAAAUUGAGCUGGCAUGGGUUUCUACAAAUGAAGCGGCAAGCUUUAAGCGCCUUAGCUGGAUCACCUUUAUCUUCUUGCCUUUAAUGUUCGCCUCGAUAAUCCUGAUUGGAGGUGGUAUCUUCUGUUUGGUUUUCUAUCUCUUCUUCUUACUGGUCUACUUUGGUCGAUAUCUAAGUGUGCCCCUCAAAGAACAAUAA
Molecule: messenger RNA, 3087 nt
Organism: Penicillium cosmopolitanum
Lineage: Eukaryota; Fungi; Ascomycota; Eurotiomycetes; Eurotiales; Aspergillaceae
Exons: 7
Coding region: 1-3087 (1028 amino acids)
Biological process (GO): metal ion transport; transmembrane transport; proteolysis
Cellular component (GO): membrane
Molecular function (GO): protein binding; aspartic-type endopeptidase activity; metal ion transmembrane transporter activity
Source: RefSeq, a predicted model, not a curated record